Molecule: messenger RNA, 1707 nt
Organism: Salvia hispanica
Lineage: Eukaryota; Viridiplantae; Streptophyta; Magnoliopsida; Lamiales; Lamiaceae
Product: arginyl-tRNA--protein transferase 2-like
Biological process (GO): protein arginylation
Cellular component (GO): cytoplasm
Molecular function (GO): arginyl-tRNA--protein transferase activity
Source: RefSeq, a predicted model, not a curated record
UUCAAUUAAAGGAAAAGGAAAGGGAGAGAAUCAAUAGAAGCAAAAUCGCCCAAUUGAUUCCACUGCCGAAUCACAAACUCGGAGAAUUUGCUGCAAAUCCUUCAAAUUCGAAACAGUAAGCAUCGGAGAUGGCGGAUGCGCGGAGCGAAGCGAGCACCAGCGGCGGCGGUGGAAGAGGCGAAAGCGUGGUCGGCGAUGUAGGCCGCCGGAAAAGCACCUGUGGCUACUGCAAAUCUGGCGCCCGCACCAGUGUUUCUCACGGGCUUUGGGCGCAUAGUUUGACGGUUGAUGAUUAUCAAGCUCUCCUUGACAGAGGCUGGAGAAGAUCUGGCUGUUUCCUGUACAAACCGGAUAUGGAGAAAACAUGCUGCCCCUCAUAUACUAUUCGUCUCAAAGCUGCUGACUUUGUUCCUUCAAAGGAACAAGUGCGCGUGUCUAAAAAGAUGCAAAGGUUUUUAAAUCGCACAUUAGAUGUGACCACAACAGGCAAGUCAGCUAAUGAGCUGAAUUCUGCAGCCGCUUCCAGCUCUGGAGAUAACCGCGAAAAAAAAUCUGCUACAGUGGAUUCCUCCAAAGUUGAUGGCAAAGAUAAGGAUAAAACUGGUCAGUCUGCGCAUCUCUUGUCAGACCAGAUUGAUAAAACAGUAGAGCUAUGUGUAGAAUCUGGCGAAUUACCUGCUCACAUACAGCUGCCAAAGGCUUCCGUCAAACAAGUUACACCAGCUAAAAGAAAGUUGCAAGCAGAAAACUCAGAAGAACUGAUGUUCUCCUGCAAUGUUGCCUUCCAGAUUGUAGCUACUAUACGGCGAUUAAAGAAAGAUGCUGAGCAUGUGAAAUCAGUUGAACAUGGACUUGGAGGGAACAAAGACAUCUCUGACCUUUCCACUCAGAAGACUGCUGAAUUCCCCAUGCUUCAGUACUAUUAUCUUGGCUAUUAUAUUCACUCAUGCAGCAAGAUGAGGUACAAAGCUGCGUAUCGACCAUCUGAGCUUCUCUGUCCUCUUCGCUACGAGUGGGUUCCAUAUGAUAUCGCAAAGCCACUUCUUGAUAGAAAAAAGUAUGUGGUCUUAUCAGACCAUGCCAGUCUACAAAACGAAGAUUCAUCGCCGCCGAAGGUGAGUGAUGGGCACAUAGAAGAGCAGCAAAAUGAGCUUGACCAGGAGACCAUGGAUGAUGGUAUGCACGAUGAUGAAAUGACUGAACUCGACUCGGAUUCAUCCGACGUUGAAUCAGACUCGGAAGUUGGUGCCUCAGCCACUGUGGUCCUGGACGAUGCUGACCUUGACAAUGUUUUGAUUGGAAUAAGAGGACUUCGUCUCCGAUACAAGGACCUUAAACACGCGUUUGAUCCAAGUCAGAGGAAGUUCUUGGAGACACAGUUAGAAAGAUAUGCCAAAGCUGUGGGCACUGAGCUAUCGGGCCAGAUGGUUUACACCGCAGGGUAGAUCUCUUCUCUUCGAGGGCGUAUAUUGGUGAUCGAUGGUCUGGAUCUUCGCAAGGUAAUUCAGCUUUCUGAGCUACAAAACUGGGAGUUUUAUCUAUUGUUCCACCAGAUAUGUUUCUCAUUUCAUUUUCCAUCUGUUUCUGCUGUUACUUUCUCUAUUAUCACUUCAUGAAAUUACAAGGUGUUUCUGUAAUUAAUUGCUUUGUAUAUUUCAGACGUUUGAAUGAUUUAUAGACUGGUUUAUUUCAGGUACAGUAUUAUUA